AUGGAUCUCGAUGACAGGCCCAAACUUUCAGUCGAAGCUGAGAAGGAGGUAACUAGAUUGUGGCGGACAUGGAGGACAGUGUUGGAGAUGCUCGUCGACAGGGGCUACGCAAUCGCAGAGGAUGAGUUAAAAAUCUCGCGCGAUCAGUUUCAGCGCAAAUUCGGCGAUCCUCAAAGCGGUUAUGCCGAGAGGAGGCUCAUGAAACUCCAAGCUGUCCCUACGGAAGAGAUGAUCAAGCGCGACACACCCCGGGCCACGAAAUCGAAUCCGAACCCUCAAACAACGGCUGGCACGAUCUGGGUUGAAUUCAGUCCCGAAACUACCAUUGGUAUCAAACAUCUACGCGCAUUUGCCCAGCACCUUGAUGCGAACAAGUUUACCACGGGGAUUUUCAUUACCAUUGGCCCAGUGACGGCUGCUGCCCUACGCGCCUUCGAGCCACUUACCGAACGAGGAAUUACCGCUGAAUGGUUCCAAGAGCAGGACCUUCUCGUCAAUAUUACACGACAUGAAUUAGUGCCCAAACAUGUACUGUUGAGCGCAGAAGAGAAGAAAGUGCUCCUGGACAGGUACCGUUUGAAGGAGACGCAAUUGCCUCGAAUCCAAUUCAGCGACCCUGUAGCCAAAUACUUGGGCUUGAAGAGAGGGAACGUUGUUAAGAUCAUCAGGAAAAGCGAAACCGCGGGAAGAUAUGCUAGUUACCGAUGGGUGUUCUAG
Messenger RNA from Fonsecaea nubica, 717 nucleotides. RefSeq lists its product as hypothetical. The coding region runs from base 1 to 717 and encodes 238 amino acids. Gene Ontology annotation, biological process: DNA-templated transcription. Gene Ontology annotation, cellular component: RNA polymerase III complex; RNA polymerase II, core complex; RNA polymerase I complex. The record is from RefSeq and is a predicted model, not a curated record. Gene Ontology annotation, molecular function: DNA-directed RNA polymerase activity; DNA binding. NCBI's taxonomy places the organism in Eukaryota, Fungi, Ascomycota, Eurotiomycetes, Chaetothyriales, Herpotrichiellaceae. The transcript is spliced from 3 exons.